CACACUACAAAGUGUGCAUGUUUAUCAGUGAGCAUGCAUUUUAAAUGAUAGUCAUUGCUUGGCUAUUUUUAGCAGAUAUGUGGUUCCCCUCAGGUGUGAUAAUCUCUAAAAUGAUUUAAUUUCAACAAAUAACCCUGUCAUGUGAGGAACACUAUUGUCAAAGGUAAAGGCAAAAGAGUAUAGGAAUAUACUAAGUAACAGCUAGAAUGUCGAACCGACCAGUAAUACAACAGAGGGAAAGCAACAGGCCUGUUGUCUCACCCAGGGAAAGCAAUAGACCUGUUGUGACACCUAAGGAAAGCAACAGACCUGUUGUUGGGUCCAAGAAUGACAAUAUGUUGAUGGUAGCAGCGAUAGAUUUUGGAACUACAUUUUCAGGAUAUGCAUUUUCCAUUAGGGCUGAGCCAAAGAAAAUUCAAUGCCCCCACUGGAAUGCCCCCUCCACUGACCUUAUAUCACAUAAAACCCCCACCACUGUGCUUCUUGACGGUCAAAAGAACUUUAUUGCAUUUGGGUAUGAGGCAGAGACAAAAUACCUUGAACUUUCUGAAGAAAAAAAGCAGGAGGCCAACAAUUAUUAUUACUUCAGGAGAUUCAAAAUGAUGCUGUAUGAUAAAGUUAGAAAAGAGAGAUUGACUACAGAGACCAAGGUUUCCGACAUUAAAGGGAGAGAACUUCCAGCAGUUGAGGUUUUUGCUCACGCCAUUAGGUAUUUGAAAGAUCACCUGAUCAAGGAAAUAGAGUCUAAGGAUACCUCAAUUAUUGUAAAGGAUUGUAAUAUCACGUGGGUAUUGACUGUCCCUGCCAUCUGGGACGAUCCGGCCAAGCAGUUCAUGAGGAAAGCAGCAGAAAAAGCAGGAAUUGAAAGCAAAUCAUUAAUGGUUGCAUUAGAACCAGAGGCAGCAUCUAUCUACUGCAAAGAGCUGCAAGUGGAAAAGCUCAGUGGAACAGAAAGUGGAAUUGGAGUGUUUUCUCCAGGAAAGAAAUAUCUUGUUUUGGAUGCUGGAGGUGGAACUAUUGACAUGACUGUUCAUGAAGUGAAAUCUGGAGGCAAACUGCAUGAACUAAGCAGAGCUAGUGGAGGGAACUGGGGUGGGGUAAAAGUGGAUAUGACCUUCAAAGAGAUGCUGAUGGAAAUUGUAGGAGAGAGAUUCAUGGAAGGAUAUUGCCAUUCAAAUACAGCAGAGUACAUUGAGUUGUUCAGAGAUUUCGAAUUAAAGAAAAGACAGAAAGUGGAUGAUAGGUCCCAAAAUAAGAGAAUCACGAUGAAAAUUCCCGCCACUUUUGCAGAGAAAUACGAAGAAUUAGAAGACAAAGACAUUUCAGAAAGAACCAAAGAAACAAAAUAUAGCAAACUAUUGAAAUGGGAAGGAGACAAAAUACGAAUAAAUAAGGACAUUUUUGAUGGAUUUUUCAAACCGUCUUGUGAUGGGAUUGUUCAUCAUGUAAAGGAACUCUUAGCGGAUCCAAAAGUGAAAGGAACAAACGUCAUUUUAAUGGUGGGUGGAUUUUCUGAGUCGGCAAUAGUUCAGCAAGCUAUAAGAGAUGCAUUCCCUGAAUGCCGAGUGGUUAUUCCACAUGAGGCAGGUCUCGCAGUUUUAAGAGGUGCAGUGCUAUAUGGACAUGAUCCUAGCGCCGUUGCUUCCAGAAUAGCCAAGUAUACGUAUGGGAUAGGAUGCACGGAACUUUUUGAUCCCCAGAAACAUGAACCGAAAAGAAAAGUGGUUAUUGAAGGUAAAGAAAGAUGUAGCCAUGUUUUCAGUAAGCACGUUGAGGCAGGGACCGUAUUGUAUCUCAACGAGGAGCAGGGGGAACACUCGUACUUCCCAAUAUCAGUAAACCAAAAAGCAAUAUCAUUUCCUCUUUACACCACCGAAGCAAAGGAUCCCAAAUACACUGAUGAACCGGGUUGCAAUUAUCUUGGAACACUUACCAUGGAUAUAUCAAAUACUAAAGGCGGACUGGAGAGGGAAUUCAAGGCUCGACUUAAAUUUGGUGGAACUGAACUCACUGUUACGGCUCUGAAUGUUCAAACGAAUGAUAUAGCUCAUGCAGAUUUUAAUUUCCUCGAAAAAGAACCUUGAGUAAAUAAAACAAUGUAAUUUUGUUCAUGGAGUAAAUCAUUUGUUAGUUGUGUAGAAACAUUCAUUUCUAAAUAUAUUUCCACCUUCAUAAAGGAAUUCAAUCAAUUUAUAUGUGCAUACCAUAAAUUUUGUUAAACAUGUUUC
Molecule: messenger RNA, 2228 nt
Organism: Saccostrea cuccullata (small rock oyster)
Lineage: Eukaryota; Metazoa; Mollusca; Bivalvia; Ostreida; Ostreidae
Product: heat shock 70 kDa protein 12B-like
Exons: 5
Coding region: 207-2084 (625 amino acids)
Molecular function (GO): ATP binding; ATP-dependent protein folding chaperone
Source: RefSeq, a predicted model, not a curated record